UCCCAAGCGUUGACGUUUCCCCCGCAAGGACGCAAGCACCCAGACGCUCGAUCCCCUUCCUCUCGUCACCGGAGACUGGCGGGGCGCCCCGCGGCCCCCGCCGGGCAGAUGUCCUUGCCGAUCUGCCGCUUCCCCGAGGCCCCGGCGUCGCCCCGGAGGCCGGCCGCACUCGACGACGACCUCCUGGAGGAGAUCCUCCUCCGGAUCGCCUGCCCCGCGGACCUCGCCCGCGCCUCCGCCGCGUGCGCCACCUUCCGCCGCCUCGUCACCGACGCUACCUUCCUCCGCCGGUACCGCUCCCUCCACCCGCCGCUCCUCCUCGGCUUCAUCGAGACCGUGUCCUCUGGCUUCCAACCCGCCGAGGCGCCCCACCCCAACGCCGCCGCCGCGCGUUCCAUCGCCUGCCCCGCCGACGGCUUCUCCUUCGACUACCUCCCUCCCACCAGAUGGAAUUGGAACCUGUGGGACGCCUGCGACGUCCGCGACGGCCGCGUCCUCCUCAAGAGCAGCCCUAUGUGCAUGAUGGGCUAUGGGGGCGUCAACUUCCCGGAACUCGUCGUGUGCGACCCCUUGUUCCGGCGGUACCAGCUGCUGCCUCCCAUUCCCGACGACCUCCUCGCCUCCGUCCAUGUUCAGCAGCAAAAUUUCCCAUCGUUCGAGGCCUUCCUUGUUCCUUCUGGAGAAGAGGAGGAUGGGACAUCGUUCAGAGUGAUUGGCAGGGCACAUCGCGCGAUCAAGUCUGUGGUAUUUGUCUUCUCUUCAGGCUCUGGCCUAUGGAGUGUCGGCACCACGUGGGACGAUCUUAACUUAGGAGGCUCCAUACUUCUUUGUCGCUGUUAUGCGUAUGGCUACAUCUACUGGAAAGUGAUGCGGGCAAACAAGUUACUCAAGCUCGACAUCAACAAAAUGGAUUUCUCCAUUAUUGACCUCCCGCCUCACUAUGACGAGCGUGAUGUUAUCAUUGUGGAGGCGGGAAAAGGCAGGGUUGGGGUGUUUAGCCAUAUUAAGUUUGCCACGUCCGUGUAUCAUGCCAUUCAGGAAAAGGAGGGCAAGAUUGCUGAUGGGUGCCAGUCGGAGAUGAUAACACAUUUACCUGCCAGUUAUGAUUUUUGCAUGGUUGGUGGUGCAGCUGAAGGGUACAUAUGCUUUGUAGGCUUUCCAAAAGAUCGCAGGGUAGAUGCAGCAAGCUUCUCACUUCAGGUUAAUACAUUGAAGAUUGAGAUGGUCUGUAGGAUGAUGUUCCAGUCAUUUUAUAUUCAUCCGUAUUUCGGGUACCCACCAUCCAUGUCGCCGAGAAGGAUAUGAAGUGGUCUGUAGCAAUGGACUGGAAGCAAAUGUUUCAAAUUUAUCCACAUCCUUAUCAUGUUGUUGCAAAUUGAUCAUUCAUGGUAAUGCCUGCCAUUCUCACGCAAGGUUUCUAAAUAUUAAAUAAGUGUCAAUCUUCUAAGACCUUAGCACUUGCUUGGCAUGGAUUUCUGGAAAUUCGUAUGUUCUAGUGCUUGUAUUUGUGACUGUGACAAGCUAGCCUGCUUGCAGUAUAAAGUCGCCAAUUAUAUUGUGAUUUGUAAGGACAAAUGAGCUGACUAGUUGUAAUACCAAAUAACAUCAUUAGCUUUCACAAAAACAUGGCCCUCCGAGCAUACUUGCCGUAAAAAACAGUGUGCCCAGGUUCAGCCAUCUAGGCUUUGUGGUCUUCUGUCUGUUCUUAUGCACUUGUCAGGCUCCAAAUCUUGUUCUUUGUUCAAUCUAUCUAGGAUGACUCGAAAAGUAAAUUUGUUGGAGCAACAGCAUUUAACCUUUGUAAUCUUUUGUAAGUGCCCUUUGAUGAUGAUGCUUGUUUAAUUCGAGGUGUUUUAAACUUUUAAUAUUUGUCUGACUUAAAAAACAGUGUUAUGCACCUUUCUAUUUGUGUACUGCUUUUGAGUGAAUCAGCUAAACUGUACCCUCCACCCUUUUCCAUGAAGUUGGAAAUUGGAAUUAUGCAUUGGCAUUGAAACUGUAAAGGUUACAUGUUUUCUCUGCAUUUGCAAUGGUGGAUUUAUGUUCUAAAUGCAGAUAUCAGUUGCAGGGCUAAAUGGCAUCCAGGUCAGGGGCUCCUCCAUUCACAUGCUACUGUGGGGGAGCUAGGCAAUGAUGAUUCAGGUUUUUGUAUUGCACUUCUAGGUGUUAUAUAAUCCUGUACUCAACUGAUAUUGUCAGUUGAAUCCUGUUCACUCUGAUGUCUAUCGAACUUAGCUGUUGUACAUAUUUGUUACUGAUCCAUGUUGCAUGCAUGAUGUACUUUACUCCAUGUAUCAACUAUUAGUGGCAACUUUUGUGGGCUUCGUAUGUUACAGAAUUUAGCGUGGACAUGUCUAUUAUACCCCGGCUAUGGAAAUCACGCAGUAAUAUACGUACUUUGCACCUAA
Panicum virgatum (switchgrass) is the source of this 2408-nucleotide messenger RNA. RefSeq lists its product as uncharacterized. The record is from RefSeq and is a predicted model, not a curated record. Bases 109 to 1305 code for a protein of 398 amino acids. Lineage: Eukaryota; Viridiplantae; Streptophyta; Magnoliopsida; Poales; Poaceae. Gene Ontology annotation, molecular function: protein binding. The transcript is spliced from 2 exons.